Polychytrium aggregatum is the source of this 824-nucleotide messenger RNA. RefSeq lists its product as uncharacterized. NCBI's taxonomy places the organism in Eukaryota, Fungi, Chytridiomycota, Chytridiomycetes, Polychytriales. The record is from RefSeq and is a predicted model, not a curated record. Gene Ontology annotation, molecular function: translation initiation factor activity. Gene Ontology annotation, biological process: formation of translation preinitiation complex. The coding region runs from base 94 to 714 and encodes 206 amino acids. The transcript has 4 exons.
ACACACCUCACUUCACUUCACAUCCUCGGCGUCUCUGUCGACACUCUCGCCAGAUCAUUUCCCACACGCCUUCCUCCGCCGAGGCCGUCCGCCAUGUUCAGCUCGGCAUUCACCAUCAAGGCCGAAGCCCGCCUCCGCAGCGGCAGUCGGAAGAAGCUCAAGACCGAGCUGACCAGCCGGUUUCCCUCGCUCGCCUUUGAUGACGGCCGCUCACUCAAUGCCCUCCUGCCGAGCUCGCAAAAGUCGGGCCAACCGCUCAACGAGACCUCGGUCGACAUCAUCACCGCCACUGGACAGACGGGCACCGUCGUUCUCGUGGAUGGAGAGCCUAUGUUUUACAGGGACGGCCACGAGGGCAUUAUCCCGACCGUGUAUGCCUUGUGGAAGGUUCCUCAUCUCUGCCAGCUGCAGAUCGAAACCACCGACAUUCGCGACAGCAAAUCGCAAGAGCAACUCGGUAUCGAUGAAGUUCACGGCCUGCCGGAAAGGGAUCUCAACUACCAGCCGGGCGAGCCCGUUGUCCUGACGGUCUCCCGAGAUGGCAAGAGGGUCGCGUAUGGUGUUGGCAUCACCCUGGCCUCGAAGAGCGAAAUCAGUUCCGGGAAGAAGAAAAAGUUUGCACGGAUCGUCCAUGUCUAUGGCGACCAUCUUUGGUGUGUGUCGCUGAAUGGAGCUCUCGUAUCGGCCUUGGCUAUCGCUUGCCGCUGUUAUUGACAGCGUGGGGCUGUUGUCCGCUUUGAUGCCCCCAGGCUCUAUGGCAGCAAGUAUGCCCCGACUGGCCUUGCAUCCUGCGGGACCAGUGUUCGUGGCGAAACAACCGACGC